This is a messenger RNA of Anguilla rostrata (American eel), 5092 nucleotides long. It is a transcript of the gene rnf157, whose product is annotated as ring finger protein 157. Gene Ontology annotation, molecular function: ubiquitin protein ligase activity. The record is from RefSeq and is a predicted model, not a curated record. Bases 570 to 2651 code for a protein of 693 amino acids. Gene Ontology annotation, cellular component: cytoplasm. The transcript is spliced from 19 exons. Gene Ontology annotation, biological process: protein ubiquitination. NCBI's taxonomy places the organism in Eukaryota, Metazoa, Chordata, Actinopteri, Anguilliformes, Anguillidae.
CCGGGAGCUGGAUUGUACUGCGCAAAACCUGGAGUCCGGAUCCUGACUUGACGUCAGUGGUAGCCAUUAAAGCCGUCUUUUGACAGUCGGAGGUUGGGUACCGACUGCAAUAGAUCCGAGCAUCUUGUUGUAACAUUGAAUGGGAACAAUCAUUAGUAAGAGACCAAUAUCUCGUAAAACCUAGGGUGUUUCUUUUUUCUCAAAAGUGUCUCUGAACACGCCGCAGUGUGGAGAAGAACACGUCGCAGAGCCGAGGAAUAAUAAAGCGCUUAGCUAAAAGGACGCAGUUUGUAUCCUGCAGUAGGCUAACCACUGCAGGUUUGCUUGUUGUUUGGCAAAGGUAAAUGCGUGGCUGAUUUUGGCUUUUUAUUACAUACCAGUACAAGUACUCUUACUUAAAAUAAGAAACAAAACAGGGAAGUAGGUGACACGAAAUAAACAACACUAAAGCGAAAAAUUGGAAAAUGACGUCGUGUUCAGGAUUACAGAAAAGGGAGCAAUAGGGUUUUCACAUUAAACUUCCUAAUGGUGGCUUGAAUUGUUGAAUUUGAAUUUAAAUUUGUGUGGAAAUGGGAGCUCUGACGAGUAGGCAAAAUGCUGGUGUGGAAGAGGUCGACAUUCCUUCUAAUUCUGUCUACCGAUAUCCGCCGAAAUCCGGUAGCUACUUUGCCAGCCAUUUCAUCAUGGGUGGGGAGAAGUUUGACUCCACCCACCCAGAAGGCUAUCUGUUUGGGGAGAACACUGAUCUCAACUUCCUUGGGAACAGACCAGUUCCUUUCCCCUAUGCUGCCCCUCCACCUCAGGAACCAGUUAAGACCCUGCGUAGCCUCAUAAACAUACGCAAGGAUACACUGAGACUUGUGCGGUGCAGUGAGGAUGUGAAGUUGCCCAGAGAGGACGUAGGGAAGGGCCGUUCCUGUUAUAAUGUGGAGUUCACCUUCGACGCUGACACUCAAGUUGCCAUUACAAUAUUCUACCAGGCCAUAGAGGAGUUCCACAAUGGCGUGCCUGUUUACCUGCCGCAGGAUAGCUCUCUCCAGUCUGAGACUGUGCACUUCAAGAGAGGAGUCUGCCAGCAGUUUUGUCUGCCUUCUCACUCUGUAAACCUCUCAGAGUGGGGUGAUGAAGAGCUUCUGUUUGACAUGGACAAAGACAUCUACCCCAUGGUAGUGCAGGCAGUGGUGGAUGAGGGGGAAGAGCAUUUAGGUCAUUCACAUGUACUCCUUGCCACUUUUGAGAAGCACAUGGACGGAAGCUACUGUGUGAAACCUCUGAAGCAGAAACAAGUGGUGGAUGGUGUCAGUUACCUUCUUCAGGAAAUUUAUGGCAUUGAGAACAAAUACAACAGUCAGGAGAAUAAGGUGGCGGAUGAUGAGAUUAGCGACAACAGCGCGGAGUGCGUGGUGUGUCUCUCUGAUGUCCGUGACACCCUCAUCCUGCCAUGCAGACACCUGUGCCUCUGCAAUGCCUGCGCAGACACGCUGCGCUACCAGGCCAACUGCUGCCCCAUCUGCCGACUGCCCUUUCGAGCUCUGCUGCAGAUUCGUGCAAUGAGGAAAAAGCUGAGCCCGCUCACCCCCUCAGGCUUCAACCCUGUCAUCACCUCCCAGACGUCAGACUCAGAGGAGCACUCGGCCUCUGAACACAUUCCACCUGGUUAUGAGGCUGUGUCACUUCUGGAGGCCCUCAACGGUCCUCUCAGCCCGUCUCCAUCUGCCCCCCCAUUACAAAACCUGACUGGGGGGCAUGUUUCUGGGACCCUGCCAUCGUAUGGAAAUGAGAGUCAUCCCCAACCUGCCCGCUCUCUCUCGCCUCUUGAACGUUCCAUUGACUCCAGCCAGGGCCUGAAGCUCAAGAAGAGUGGUUCUAAGUCCCUUUCCCAGAAUUCCUCUGUACUUCCUGAGGAGGAAGAUGAGAAGUCGUGCAGUGAGUCAGAGGUCCAGGCAUGUCGGAGGAAGAUGGUUGCCGACCAGCAAGAGUGUGGUGUGACUCCAGAGAGUGAGAACCUGACCCUGUCAUCCUCUGGUGCCAUUGACCAGUCCUCCUGUACUGGGACACCCCUAUCCUCCACUAUCACCUCACCUGAAGACCCUGUUAGCAGUAGCCUGGCCCAGUCUGUGAUGUCCAUGGCCUCUUCUCAGAGCCAGCACUCCCAGCUCAGCACUGACACCUUGUCCUCCAUGUCUGGCUCUUAUUUGGCUGGGGCAGAGGGAGAGGCCCCAGAGACCUCUGUGGAGAGCCGGGGACCAUCCCAGCAGGAGGAAGAGGAAAUACCUGUUGAGAUGAAUGAACAUAACUUUUUAGCGGCAGUGGCAGAAGAGCAGGACUCUGAGGGCAAUGAUGUUACAGAAGAAGACUGUCCAUCACCCUCCCAGGAACCGGGUGGGCGGAGGAGGAGCGAGGUGCCUUGUCCAGAAUUUGACAAUAACAAUCAGGGCCAGUCUGACACCCCCUGCUUGACAGGGCUGGACAAUGAGCAGUGCCCUGAAGGCCGAUUCGCUGGUCUGUUAUAUCUGGGAAUGCACCGACAUGGCCGGGGCCCCCUUCCUCACCAUGCCUCCACCAGUAACAUCAAUCUGGAGGAGCAGGGAACUGACAAUGAGACCGUGAGCCCCAAACAUACCCCCCGUCGUGGACCCCUUGCUGUGUAACUGCCACCCGACCCCAACAGCCAAGCUGCACUGCAAAACUGCAUAUCCUACCACCUCCAAUUUACCCAAGGAAUACAACACAUCCCUACCCAUCCAAACACACUCGCUCUGACCCCACCACCCCCAACUUCCAACCUCUCUUUUUUUUACCAUGGAGAGAAGGCCUUUUCUUGGGUGAAUCAUUGCAGGGUCUUUGUAAAAGAAAGGGGGUGCAUAAGAAAUGGCUUUAUCUUCUGGUUCAUACCUUUUGAUUUGGGACUUUUUUUGCCAAUGCCAUCGUGUAUGGUCUUUUACACAGUGACCCUGACCUUCCGAAAUCUAACCCUGGACUCUUCUUCCUCCCUUUGCAAAGUUCCUUUCAUAGUAUUAAUCUGACAGACAUCAGUCUGCACCCAGAGACAUGCUGAGUCUGAGCAGAUUUCUGUCCUGCCAACACGGGGAAGAGAGGUCUGAAGAAACUGUCCGUGCCUCUUCUCCCCAUCGUUUCCUGAGCUUGAGUGGCUGCUGCUACCCACCUCACACUGGGAGAGACAAUGGUCUAUUGAGUGUUGGUCAAUGGAAGCGCCCAUUGGAAGUCUGGUGGUUCUAUUCUUUUGUGUCUGUUCGAAGUUUUAGGGGGUCUUAUACUGACACAAGGGGACCCAAGCACUGUAGAUGCACAACAGCUGAGAAAGUGUUUUAUAAUCUGGAAAUUAAUUAUUGUAUUACUAUUAUUCCACUUUGGAGGAGACAGCUGACCCACAGAACCUUUUUGCAGACUUCCUCAUAAAUUACAGCUAAACCUGGAUUUGCAUGCAUCUGUCUAAUCUGAAUCUAAUCUGGUUCCCUCUUAAAAUUUACUUUGGAUGUUAUAACUGUAUACUUGUGAGCUAUUAAGUUUAGCAUGUCUCAUCAUACAACAAGGUCUCAGAAUGUAAUUCAGAAGACAUCUUAAAGAAUGUGAGUGUGGGUCAGUGGGCAACUUGCAGUUUUCCUCAAAAGAAAUGCACGAAAGUAAUAAAAAGUGUCAUCAUCCUUUCAGCUCUGUAAACCCCACGGAUACUCUGUCCACAGAUACCCCCUAUUGCAUUGUAAACAUACUACCACCUCAUUUCCAGAUGGAAAUCUAAAUUCACCUGAUUUCUGUUUAAAUGGAAUGCACUGGUAAUUUAUCAAAAUGACUCGGUUUCUGUUGCAGCAGUGUUAAAAAGCUUUGCGAAUUUCCAGUAUGUAAGAGAACUGUCAUGAUCAGAGAUAAUAUGUAUAGGGAUAGCUGGUCAUGCAGAGGAUAGUUUUGAGGUUAGGUCUAUCUCUUUUCCUGCAGUUUCAACACUGGCAUCAUAGUAUUUACACGACGUACUGACAGUAUAGUUGUGGAAAGAGGUGCUUUAGAACUGGAGUGUGCACAACCCUGAACAAAAUACACUGUAAAGGAAUCAUAAUGGCACAGAGUGGCUGCUUACUGUAGUGUCAGUAUUUAAUGUAGAUCAAUAGGACAAAAUGUUGUAUUUCCUCCCUGAUGUGUGCCAUCCAUCCCCAUUUGAGAACUAGAUAACUCAGUUUUUUAGUUCAAUGAUUCUGCGUUCAUAUGACUGACUUCAUAUGUGCAUAAUGCCUGCACCCUGACUAUAAAAUAUCCCCACAGAUUAAGAUUCGCUCAACACCCCAAACCAGACAUUCUCUGCCUUUUGAUCCAUGACACCACAUCUCUUUAUCUGGGUCAGAUUCAUUCUGUGUCUAUCCUUGUGUUUCAGUUAUUCAUCCAAACCAAUACUGUCGGAUGGUUUCACAGCUCUGGACCAGAAUUGGUCUGAGGUUACGGGUAUCUUACCUAGAGUCUCAUUUUAUAUGGCAUUUGUGCUGAGUAGAAACCAUGGGUAGGCUUUCAUUUUUUUUUUCAUUUUAGUUUAAUAAUUUUGUUAGCUUAGACUGUUGUCACUGGUGUUACAUGUUUCAUGUGUUUAUUUGUUGAAGCUGUUUAUUAUAUUGGAUGGUUAUGUCAUUUUUUUUUUAAAUCCAGCAUUGUACUUUAAAAGGGACAGUAAUACUGAUAAUGAAUGCACUACCUAGUCUUUCCUAGACCACAGAGCUGCGGUGCAUGUGACAAGUGUAGAUUGAGCAUGGUAACCUAGGCCAGUCCACACAAGUCAGUAGUAUACCUCCACGCAGAUCUCCCUCAAGUGCAUUUGCACUGUAAUCCUACCCUUUCUUUACCAACAGUACAGUUCUUUUCCUCUUGUGCACCAUUAGCCAAUUCUCAGUUCAAACCUUGAUUCUUAAGUCAUCACGACAACAUCAGAAGUUGACAGGGCAUUUUCGUCAUCUCCUUCAUUUCACCCUUUCAAAGGAAAGGGCUGUCUUUCCAGUAAUAUCUUUUAUAGAGUACUGAGCAAUGUGUUACUCAAAUAAAACCACAUAAAAUAAAAAGAAAAAUACAAUAAACACCUUUCUAAAAACUCAAA